Molecule: messenger RNA, 1086 nt
Organism: Rhizoctonia solani
Lineage: Eukaryota; Fungi; Basidiomycota; Agaricomycetes; Cantharellales; Ceratobasidiaceae
Product: HSF-type DNA-binding domain protein
Exons: 6
Coding region: 1-1086 (361 amino acids)
Biological process (GO): regulation of DNA-templated transcription
Molecular function (GO): DNA-binding transcription factor activity; sequence-specific DNA binding
Source: RefSeq, a predicted model, not a curated record
AUGGCCCACCAGCUCCUCUAUUCAAUGGACGUUCAGGGAUUCCUUCAAGACAGACGCCCUUAUCCACCAGACACUGGGCUGGGCUAUUCAACAUCCUGGCCAUCCUAUGAAACGACAUCCUUGCUCCCAAGCGGGUCAGACUCUACUAAUCUCGCGUUACCCGGGUCGUCAUCGACCUUUCAACUCUACCCAUCUUCAUUUGAGCCCUCGUUUCAGCUUCCGGAUACCACCUAUCCCACGCCUCCCCCUACUGGUGCUGUAGGCUUCGAACCAAACUUUCAACAGGAGUUUUUCGGGCCGCCCCCUCCGGCUGAUGUCCACAGUCCUUUCAUGAUGGACGCCCCGAAACCCCGACCUAUACAUGCCCCUACGGGCGUGCGAAACAACACCCUUGCGAUCCGAUCCCGCCAGUCUCAACCCCACUUACGAACGCAACUAUCUAUCCCCUCGCCCUUUCCCGCAUAUAGGUCUAUUCAGUCUUUUCCUGUGAAUAUCCCUCAUAGUAGGCAAUCUUCGUCAAGCUCCCCCACGGAUGAUGUCCCUCCGUCCAUCCGCCGCCACAGUGCCGAUAGGGUUAGCAAGCCGACGCCAAAUCUUUCUGAAGUGAUCGUACCUACCGAAGAAGAAUCAACCGCUUUCAUCAGUAAAUUAUAUCACAUCUUGUCUCGGCCCGAGUACUCCAAAUACCUAGCGUGGAACGAGUCUGGAGAUGCGUUCCUCUUAAUGAAUGCUACCGAGUUCGCCCAGCAAGUGCUCCCCAGAUUUUUCAGACACAGCAACAUUAGUUCUUUCGUUCGACAGCUCCGGCUCUAUGGCUUUACACGAGUAUCAACUAUUAGGCUGUUGCAGCUAGCAGAUCAGUCAGAUCACCCGGCGGCCGCCGAUCUUGUCGCUCAGGCCAAUGCAAGUCCGUCUUUCCAGUCAGCGUCAGGCUUUGCCCAUCCUUUGUUCCUGCGCGGAGGAAAAAACCUUUUGGGACAACUGAAGCCUCGGAGCUCUCGCAAGGCCAAGCGGGCCGCGUCCACCCCCAAAAAGGAGGAAGGGACAGAUGAGUUGCCUUCGCUAGCCGGCCCUUCGGACUCCUAA